AUGGCCGACCUCAUGCGCUUGUCGCGGCCAUGGCUGCUCGCCCCCCUACGAUCGACCCGACCAUCCCCAGCGUCUCCCAUACGAAUCGGCCUUAGCCGCAACAUACAUACCACAUCGUCACUGUACGCUGCGAACAGGAGGAAACCCGCGAGGCCUGCGCCCAGUGCCACCAAGCAGCAUCGAGACCGAGCACAGCAAGCCGAAGCCAACUCUUCCAUCCUCGCCCCUAUGACCCUUGUGCCCCCUCCUGUAACGCGGUAUCCGCGUGAGCCGCGCAAGUUCAUGCACAUGCUGUGGCUGCUCACCAAGAACCGCGCCCAGGCCUUCUGGGCCACGUGCGGCGUGAAGCUGAUGUCGCAGCCGCGCAAGUUCAUCAGCCGAUCCAAAUUCAAGGCGAACCGCAGCGCCGUUGUGCCCGUCGCCAAGGCCAUGCACGUGCAGAUGUCCGAGGCCCUGGCCAUCGGCGACCGCGAGACCCUGCGCCGCGUGUGCGCGCCCGAGCUGUUCAAGUCGCUGGCCGGCACCAUCGAUGCUCGACCCAAGGGCAUCCGCUCCGAGUGGGAGCUCGUCCGGUACAACAGCACGUGGUACUACCCGCGCCUCGCCGACUGGCGCGUGUCCUACCAGCCCAUGCAGUCCGCGCGGGGCAGCAUGAAGCUCGUCAAGCAGGCCGUCGUCAGCAUCUCGAGCGUGCAGCGCCUGGCGCGGUACGACGAGACCAAGGGCGGCGCCAUGGUCCCCGGCAGCGAGCGCGUGCGCGACAUUGUCGAGCACAUCGUGCUGCAGGCCGAGAUCGACCAGAAGACCUUCGAGAGCCAGCCCUGGAGGAUAUGGGGCAAUCUGUCCGAGAUGACAUACGAGAGCUAUUUAGACGACGUCACGAAUCUCGAGGCUGUCACGGGGAACCAGUGA
This is a messenger RNA of Anthostomella pinea, 912 nucleotides long. Lineage: Eukaryota; Fungi; Ascomycota; Sordariomycetes; Xylariales; Xylariaceae. The record is from the annotation of a GenBank genome assembly.